Messenger RNA from Equus quagga, 8972 nucleotides. It is a transcript of the gene SRGAP3, whose product is annotated as SLIT-ROBO Rho GTPase activating protein 3. Lineage: Eukaryota; Metazoa; Chordata; Mammalia; Perissodactyla; Equidae. The transcript has 22 exons. Gene Ontology annotation, biological process: signal transduction; negative regulation of cell migration. Gene Ontology annotation, molecular function: protein binding. Gene Ontology annotation, cellular component: cytoplasm. The record is from RefSeq and is a predicted model, not a curated record. The coding region runs from base 665 to 3964 and encodes 1099 amino acids.
CACCAAGCCUUGCAGCCGGAGAACUUCCAUCUCGCUCCCCUGGCUUUGAUCCUCACUGUACAUCAGACCGGAGGCGCCGAGGGGAGGGAGGAUGCGAGAUGACCGGCCCUUUGGCAACCUGACCAUCAUCUCCUUAGCAGAGCCUUCGAAAGCCAGCCGGGGGCUGACAGGACGACCAAGGAGGCGCCCCGCCUCUUGUGGAUGUGUGUGUGUGUGUGAGCGGGUGUGAGUGAGGGUGUGUGUGUUUGUGUGUGUGUGCAUCACGACUGUGUGUGUGCAUGUCUGGAUGAGUGCGUGAGUGCACGCGCGAGUGUGUUUGUGUGUGUGCGUCUGAGUGUGUGAGUGAGUGCUCUUGGUUAUUAUUUUUUUGGAAGAAAAAUCUUGAAAAUCUGGGGCAGGUUACCGUGCUCCUAGGGUGGUGGUUCUUCUUUUGCAAGAGGAGCUGACCAGACCAAGCUACUAGAGACAUUUUUCCACGAGUCAAGAGAAUUUUCCUACCAGACCGAGAGGAUUCUUCCCCUGGCUCUGCAGCGAGUGAAAGAGAUUAGCUCCUAAACCUGUGAAAUCGACCAGAGCCGUGUGAUUACCAGGGCUUGAGAGUGGACGCGCAAGAAAAGGAGAAAUAAAUCAAACCGCCUGUCAGUGCCUUUGGCCACAUUGGAAGAUGUCAUCGCAAACUAAGUUCAAGAAAGACAAAGAGAUCAUCGCCGAAUAUGAAGCCCAAAUAAAAGAGAUCCGCACGCAGCUGGCGGAGCAGUUCAAAUGCCUGGAGCAGCAAUCCGAGUCCCGGCUGCAGCUGCUGCAGGACCUGCAGGAGUUCUUCCGGCGGAAGGCCGAGAUCGAGCUCGAGUACUCCCGCAGCCUGGAGAAGCUGGCCGAGCGCUUCUCCUCCAAGAUCCGCAGCUCCCGGGAGCACCAGUUCAAGAAGGACCAGUACCUCCUCUCGCCUGUGAACUGUUGGUAUCUGGUCCUGCAUCAGACCAGGCGGGAGAGCCGAGACCACGCCACCCUCAAUGACAUCUUCAUGAACAAUGUCAUCGUCCGCCUCUCCCAGAUCAGCGAGGAUGUCAUCAGACUCUUCAAAAAGAGCAAGGAGAUUGGCCUGCAGAUGCAUGAGGAGCUCCUGAAGGUCACCAAUGAGCUCUACACGGUCAUGAAAACCUACCACAUGUACCACGCGGAGAGCAUCAGUGCGGAAAGCAAGCUGAAGGAGGCCGAGAAGCAGGAGGAGAAGCAGUUCAACAAAUCGGGAGACCUCAGCAUGAACCUGCUCCGGCACGAGGACCGGCCGCAGCGCCGCAGCUCCGUGAAGAAGAUCGAGAAGAUGAAGGAGAAGAGGCAGGCAAAGUAUUCUGAGAACAAGCUGAAAUGCACGAAAGCCCGGAACGACUACCUGCUGAACCUGGCGGCCACCAACGCAGCCAUAAGCAAAUACUACAUCCACGAUGUCUCCGACCUGAUUGACUGCUGUGACCUGGGCUUCCACGCCAGCCUGGCCCGCACCUUUCGGACCUACCUCUCCGCCGAGUACAACCUGGAAACCUCUCGCCACGAGGGGCUGGAUGUCAUCGAGAAUGCAGUGGACAACCUGGAUUCCCGAAGCGACAAGCACACCGUCAUGGACAUGUGCAACCAGGUCUUCUGCCCUCCGCUCAAGUUCGAGUUCCAGCCCCACAUGGGGGAUGAGGUGUGCCAGGUCAGCGCUCAGCAGCCCGUCCAGACGGAACUGCUCAUGCGGUACCACCAGCUGCAGUCCAGACUGGCCACUCUCAAGAUAGAGAAUGAGGAGGUUAGAAAAACCCUGGAUGCCACCAUGCAGACCUUACAGGACAUGCUGACCGUGGAGGACUUUGACGUCUCCGACGCCUUCCAACACAGUCGAUCCACAGAGUCCGUCAAGUCGGCCGCCUCUGAGACUUACAUGAGCAAGAUCAACAUUGCCAAAAGGAGAGCCAACCAGCAGGAAACAGAAAUGUUUUAUUUUACAAAAUUUAAAGAAUAUGUGAACGGCAGUAACCUCAUCACUAAGCUGCAGGCCAAGCACGACUUGCUCAAGCAGACCCUGGGUGAAGGGGAGAGAGCAGAAUGCGGCACAACCAGGCCCCCCUGUCUUCCCCCUAAGCCACAGAAAAUGAGGAGACCUAGGCCUCUCUCAGUGUGUAGCCAUAAACUAUUUAACGGCUGUAUGGAAGCGUUCAUUAAGGAUUCAGGACAAGCUAUCCCACUCGUAGUUGAGAGCUGCAUCCGAUACAUCAAUUUAUACGGACUCCAGCAGCAAGGGAUCUUCAGAGUGCCAGGAUCUCAGGUCGAAGUCAAUGACAUCAAAAAUUCCUUUGAGAGAGGUGAAGACCCCCUUGUGGAUGACCAAAAUGAACGAGAUAUCAAUUCGGUCGCUGGGGUUUUAAAACUGUAUUUCCGAGGACUGGAAAACCCACUCUUUCCUAAGGAAAGGUUUCAAGAUUUGAUAUCUACUAUUAAACUGGAGAACCCAGCUGAGAGGGUGCACCAGAUCCAGCAAAUCCUCGUCACCCUUCCCCGCGUGGUCAUUGUGGUCAUGAGAUACCUCUUCGCUUUCCUCAACCACCUCUCGCAGUAUAGUGACGAAAACAUGAUGGACCCCUACAACCUGGCCAUCUGCUUCGGGCCCACCCUCAUGCACAUCCCUGAUGGGCAAGACCCUGUGUCCUGCCAGGCACACGUCAACGAAGUCAUCAAAACCAUCAUCAUCCAUCAUGAAGCCAUCUUUCCCAGCCCUCGGGAGCUAGAGGGACCCGUGUAUGAAAAAUGCAUGGCAGGAGGGGAAGAAUAUUGUGACAGCCCACACAGCGAGCCAGGGACCAUCGAUGAAGUUGACCACGACAAUGGCACCGAGCCUCACACCAGUGAUGAAGAAGUGGAGCAGAUCGAGGCCAUCGCCAAGUUUGACUACGUGGGGCGGUCACCGCGUGAACUGUCCUUCAAGAAGGGGGCCUCACUGCUCCUGUACCACCGUGCCUCGGAGGACUGGUGGGAGGGUCGUCACAAUGGUGUGGAUGGACUCAUCCCUCAUCAGUACAUAGUCGUACAGGACAUGGACGAUGCCUUCUCGGACAGCCUGAGCCAAAAGGCUGACAGUGAGGCCAGCAGCGGGCCGCUGCUGGAUGACAAGGCCUCCUCCAAAAACGACCUCCAGUCCCCCACAGAGCACAUCUCAGAUUACGGCUUUGGGGGGGUGAUGGGCCGAGUGCGGUUACGAUCCGAUGGAGCGGCCAUCCCCAGGCGCCGAAGCGGGGGCGACACGCACAGCCCGCCCCGGGGCCUGGGCCCCAGCAUAGACACGCCGCCCCGGGCCGCCGCCUGCCCCAGCAGCCCCCACAAAAUCCCGCUCACCCGGGGGAGGAUCGAGAGCCCGGAGAAGCGGAGGAUGGCGACGUUCGGGAGCGCCGGCAGCAUCAACUACCCUGACAAGAAGGCGCUCUCCGAGGGGCACUCGAUGAGGUCGACGUGCGGCUCCACCAGGCACAGCAGCCUGGGGGACCACAAGUCCCUGGAGGCUGAGGCCCUGGCAGAAGACAUCGAGAAGACCAUGAGCACGGCUCUACAUGAGCUGCGGGAACUCGAGAGGCAGAACACAGUCAAGCAGGCGCCAGAUGUGGUGCUGGAUACCCUGGAGCCCCUGAAGAACCCGCCAGGUCCCAUCAGCUCGGAGCCCGCCAGCCCCCUGCACACCAUUGUCAUCCGUGACCCCGACGCCGCCAUGCGCCGCAGCAGCAGCUCCUCCACUGAGAUGAUGACCACCUUCAAGCCAGCCCUAUCUGCCCGCCUGGCCGGUGCCCAGCUGCGCCCGCCCCCCAUGCGGCCGGUGCGGCCCGUGGUCCAGCAUCGGUCCAGCAGCAGCAGCAGCUCGGGCGUGGGCAGCCCAGCUGUGACGCCCACCGAGAAGAUGUUCCCCAACAGCUCAGCCGACAAGUCGGGCACCAUGUGACCUGCAGGAUGGGCGGCACCGCCCUGCCCGCUGUGGCUCGCCAUGGCCAAGGGUGGCCUCUGUGACCUCCACGUCCUUACCAGUGCUCAAGGCCUUGUCAAGCAGAGACCAGAAGGUCAGCCUGGGAGCACGUGUGUGCAGAGCUUAGGCCGGGCACUGGCCGCAGCUCACGUUCAGCCAUGUGAAUCCCACAGCCCUCGCGAGUGUAAACAGACGCUCAGAGGAGCGCAGGAGCAAGCUAAGCGGCCCAACCAGAGCGUUUCCUCAGAUUGUGGCAAGAUGUUCAAUGGCUUCGCCUGCAUAUCGUCACUGGAAAAUUCUUCUCUCGACAUUCUCUCUACGUACAUACGUACGUGUAUAUAUAUGUGUGUGCAUAUAUACACGUAUGUAUGUGUGUAUGUGUCUGUAGGUGUGUGUAUAUAUAUAUUUAUGCAUCUAUAUACAUAUACUAGAUCUGGACACACAUACUAAGUGUAUAUAGGAUCUCCUUUUUCUUUUUCUGAAACUUAGAUUUACCUCAGACCCAUGCCACCAAACAUCUCCCGCUGAGUUAUUUGGUGGGAUCUGCAGGGACUUUUCUGGGAGAACUCAGAGGCCCACAGUAACUGCGAAUGAAGCAAUAUACCACUAACCUGCAGAAAAACAAAACAGUCUCCCACUGUCUCCAGAAGCCGUGGCCUUCCAGAACAGUCUGCCCUUACAGGAAGGGUGGGGCAGGCGGUACCCCAAGCAGGCUGCCCCUAGAGGUGGGGAACCCUUCACAGAACCCCCCCACCCCCUCCACCCCAGAGACCCUGCCUUUCCACCCGGAGGCCAAGGGCCAACUGUACCUCCAAAGGCACGGGGAGGACGUUGGCGAGAAGACCCCUGGCCACAGCAUUCUUGUGUUUGUAUGUGGAAAAAGGGGAUAGCAACCCCCUAAGCCCCAUUGUAGCACAGUAUUGUGUGUGGUUGGGAAAAAGGAAAAAUCAACACAGUGGUGUGGAACACUUCCGAACCUAGAAACGCUGUAGGAAUAAAUGUGGUAACUAUAGAGGUUUAACUUAUACCAUUUUCAAAAUAUUUAAGUUUUUAUUUUCCUCUUUCUACUAAUUAUCCUGUGUCAGAUCUGGAACUAAACAGGCAAGGAGGCUUUGGGUCACAUCAUUUUAAUUUAAAAUCAGGCCGUGACGCACUUGGCUGGUGCCUCUUGCAUGAAGCGCAUGGGCCCUAAGUGCCCAGCUCAGACCAGGGGCCCAGGAGGGGCGCCCCUUGGCACUUUCCAACCUAGAGAACACGUCCGUUGAGUUUAUGCAAGUGAAAUAGCUUCCCUCUCUCCCUUCCCUUCCCUUCCACUCGCCUCCUCCAGAGCAUUUAGUGUAAUUGAAAAUACGGUGAUAGAAUUGGGGUGCAUGAUGUUCAAGUAUUUUGCCUCUUGGCUGGGAAAAGACCUUCCGGAACCCUUGUUUGAUUCCAUUUUAAUGUUUUGAUUCCCACUUCCUCUUUCGAUCUCUUCAUUUCCCAGAGCUGGGCUGUUUCUGGCUAAUGGGACACAGGUGGAUCAGAUUCUAACAGGACCACUUUUACCCGCUCCCCUCAUGCCAAGCCAAAGGCUUCCUUCCUAUUGUUCUCCAGCUUCCUCUCUUUCUCUCCCUCGAGGCCUCUGAGUGUGUCUCCAUGGCUGUGGUUUGGAGUCAAAAGUUCUGUGUCUGAGUCCCAGCCCCCCACCCCACCUUAGGUGCUCUGGGACUGUGGCCAUGUCACUCCACCUCAUUGAGCCUCAGUGUCCUGCUCCAUAAAAUGAAGAGAAUAAAGAUAAAAUGUGAGCAAGCUGUGUAAACUGGAAAGCAGUGUGCCAACACUAUUGUUCUUUUUCUUAUCAUUAGUAGGGUAAGUCUUUUAGAUCAAAAACCAUCCAGGACCUUCCUUUUGAAACCUCCUAAUAGCAAUGGAGAAGUGGGCAGUGGAAUUUUCCUACCAGCUUCUAACAGCCCUGAAGCACAGCCCUACAGAUACAUCACCUAUUGACGCUUGAAAUGCCAUCAUUCCCAUUUCAACCCAUUGGAUUAAGUUUUGCCCUCUCCUCUGGUCCUCCGUAAAAAGGUAAACAUACCCCAGAGGGAGGGACUGUUAAGUCACUAGUAUCUGGGCGUGUAGGAGUGGUAAGCCAUUCUGCCUUGUCUGAAGGACUGGCAUUGAGAGCACACAGCGGAAGGAAGGACCAAGAAAGGGCACAGAAAGAGAACGCCAGGGAGAGGCCAAUGACAAACUUGACCCUCCUUGUUUUGCCUAGAACGAACCGUUCUCUUUUAGCUCCUGGAAAUGAAAGCACCUCGGAACCAGCUAGGAGCCCUCUGCCUUGGAGCCCAUAAAGGUAUCCCCGUUUUACAGCUUAGGAAAGAAAGCUAGACCUUGGGAUAUGCUAUGACUUGCCCAAGAUUUAAUAGAUAGCUGAGAGUGGGGCUGUGUCAGGCUCGUAAAGUCAUUUACUUGCAAGGACACUCUGCUGUCCAGCCAGGUCACAAGACAUCUCAUUUCUACCCCAGAGAUAUGCCCAGACCUUAAAAGCAGUAGCCUGCUGCGUAAAAUGUGACCUGCUCUGCCAUGACUACCAGAGGAAAAGUGACAAUCUGAGUUGACAGAUCUGUCUCCUGAUAUGCAUAACACCAGUCAGACCGUGUGGAUUUUCGUCUCAAUUGACUAACUUUGUUUUUUCUUGCUGAAGUGGACCUGCCUUUCACUGAAUGACCUCAAGGCAGAGCCUUGGCUGUUUUCUUUAAGCACUUAUUUUUCCAUUGGGAAACGGCUGGUGAGUUCACAUCUAGGGAAGCUCACCCCCCACUCAUCCAGCCCCAAAUCUGAGCCUUGACGCAGAACCAAAUGGAAAAAUCCUUUCCUGUGCCCCUCCCCCCACUUCCUCAUCUGGCUCUCUGCAUGUCACCCUCCACAAGCACCGGGUCCCAUCCAUAGUCUCUGAGCAUUGGCAUCCUCUUCCUGACUCCUGCCUGUGUUAGUCCACUAUAUAUUGCUGUAUUUGCUUAAAUGCUGGAAAGUAACUGUUAAAAUGUGAAACUGUAAUUUUUAAAAAGGCUACAGUUAAAUUAUAGUCAAUGCCACUCACCAAAUCUUUGCACCUAGUAGAUAGAUCAAUGUAAAAAACAAAUACCAGAAACCUAACUGUACAGUGAGUGUGGGGGAAAUGUAGUAACCUAGUUAGUAGUCCUCAAUAUAACCAAUUGUACAAGGGGCAGUGGUGUUUACCUACUUGUCCAUCACCAUUACUGAAAGCUGUACUGAUCAGUUCGUUGAUAACGGGCAUUUUUUUUUUUUUUUUUUUUUUUUACUUCACAGAAUGAGUUCUUUUCUUAACCUUCAACUUACCCUGAGGUCAAGCCUUUUGUCUUUACGUGUAACCGAUGUUCAGUCUAUUUUUAGGAAUGAACCAGCAAGAUGUUCAUUUAAAACUGACCAAAGACAAUUCAUUCCUGGUCUAGUUUCCUGGGCCUCGGGGCCCAGCUGCCGCUAAAGACCUUUCUGGGAUAAAAUUGAGAACAAGCUGUGCUUCCCACCCCACGCCCCCUGUCCCCCUUUAUUCCCUGUUCCUCUUAAAGAGCUGCUCUGAGCUGUGGGAUUCUAUGAAAAAUUCUUGCCUUUCCUUGUUUUCAGUGCUAACGAUUUCUCACCUUGAAGCGCCUUUUGAACCCCAGACAGAGCGCAUAACUGGAGGGAAUUGUAAGCUUGGGAAGUAGACUUGGGAGUCUUUUCUCUGAGGUCACCAGGCCAAGGGGCAGGAGAGAAAUGGAUUCCCAAGGGACGAAAGGUUUCUAUUCAACAAAGAAAUCUGAGUGGGAAGAGACACAGGGAAAUGGAGCCAUCCUUUGGCCACGGCUGGAACCAGCAGUUCAGAGAUCUGCCUUAUAAACACUUCAGAACUGGUUUGUGGUACGCGGAGGGGAGCCAGUGUGGGGAAGGGCCUUUGCGUGGGGCUUCCUUCCCUGUUGGAGGCCCUUGGAGUGCCUUGUUGGGUAUCUUUCUUUCUCAUUCAGGAGGCAUGAAUGCGGAGGACUUCCUAUGACCUGGUGGUUACCUGGCGCCCAGCGCACGUACACGGCUGGUGGAAAACCACAAGGACUAAUGUAAUGGUUCUUCCUCUCAGUCUUUCUGUUCUUAACUUUCCACACAUCCAGAUGGUUCCACACCAGAGCAAAUGCCUCAUUCUCCCGAGAAAGCCAGAAAGAAGAAUGGCUGGCUCCCAACCACGGUGGGGGCCCUGUGGGGCUUGUUGGGACGGGCAGGGAGGAAAAGGCAGGAAGGGGUGAGCCGAGGUGUUGCUUAGCCGAUUUUCUGCUGUGCAGAGCUAAUGCUGACGUUUCAUGUCAACUUCCCCGGUUCUCUGGGGACUCCUCUCUUCUGAGCAGCCAUGUAGAGAAUUCCCCACGUACCCAGAGCUGCCCAGGGGAGUGGAGAGAAGGACUUUGCUGUCAGGUCGGAGUCCUCCUGGCCUCUCUGAGGUUGAUCUGCCAGUGUCCUGCUGUCCCACCCUCUGGGACUGGCCAAAUGGCCAGCGCUGCCCCUUGCUGACACCUCCUUUCUGUGUGAACUGUCCCAGGCAAAUAACAAAGCUGUUCCUUGAACCAGUACAACCAGAGUGCACUUUGCCUUCCUUAGACGGAAGUAGAUUCUGGCUAGAGUUUCCGCUCAGGCUCUAGUCCCCGGCGGUGUGGCUGUUUACACGGUUUGGCAUUAGGUUCGGUUCUGAUUGCUUCAGAGUGGCUGGUCUCUUUCGUUUCCUUCGGUUUCCUUCCUCCCCAAACUGUGUCAGGAAAAAACAAACUGAAACCACCCUAGGAAAUUGCUGGUUGCCUGUCCCCCCGUGAUGAUCAGUCUUGCCCUCUCCCAGAUCCUGUUUCUCCACCCAACGCCCGUCCUCUAGAGUGUCUGACUGGAUCCUCUGUCGCGUAUUCUGAUGGUGCCUGCUGGUUUGACGUGGAGCUAUCCUGUGAAAUAAAACAGCUUAACUUUUCUCAAA